AUGGCCAUCCAGAACGCCCCGGACAAGAAGAUCACCCUGAAUGGCAUCUACCAGUUCAUCAUGGACCGCUUCCCCUUCUACCGGGAGAACAAGCAGGGCUGGCAGAACUCCAUCCGACACAACCUGUCCCUCAAUGAGUGCUUCGUCAAGGUGCCCAGGGACGACAAGAAGCCUGGAAAGGGCAGUUACUGGACCCUGGACCCCGACUCCUACAACAUGUUCGAGAAUGGGGAGCUUCUUGAGGAGGAGAAGGAGGUUCAAGAAGAAGGAUGCCAGCAAGGACAAGGAUGA
Staurois parvus is the source of this 291-nucleotide messenger RNA. Lineage: Eukaryota; Metazoa; Chordata; Amphibia; Anura; Ranidae. The record is from the annotation of a GenBank genome assembly.